AUGCAGUCUUCGCACGCAAAAUUGUUUGCCCUGUCCAAAAAUGCUGAUGCAACUUUGGCAGAGUACAAUAAGAUCAUUAAUGACUGCCAUAAAGAAAAGAAAAAAUACGAAGACCCUUCAUUUUAUCCUAAGCAACAAAUCAAUCCAAAGGAUGCACGAAUUUUAAAGGAUGCUGAAUGGAAAAGAAUAGAAGAAGUAUAUGGUACUAAUAUUUUUGAUGAUAUCAACGAGUACGGAAUUUGUCAAGGAGAAUUAUCCGAUUGCUACUUAUUAUCAACUUUAAUUCAGAUGACAAACAAACCAGCUAAUGUCCGCGCCCUUUUUCAAGAUCCUAUUGACAUCAACACCGGCUGUGUUUGUGUUAAAUUCCAAAUUUUCGAAAAACCGGCUUAUGUAAUUAUUGAUACACUCAUUCCUUUUACACAAUCAAAAGAUGAUCAGCCAGGUCAGCCAAUCUUUUCUUACCCUCGUACAGAAAAUGAUUCUUACUGGUUUGCACUUAUCGAAAAAGCAUAUGUCAAAAUGCUUGGAAGCUGCAGGGCUGUUAAGGGAUGUGCAGCAAUUACAUCCUGCUAUCAUAUUCUUGGAUAUUCUCCAACAUCAAUUAAAUUACAAGAUUUAAAGGAAACUCCAUCCGAACAAAUUCAAAAACUACUCGACAUUAACGGUGAUGUUUACGCAUCUAUUGACAAAAAUGAGGAAGCUGUUAAACUUGGCCUAAUCGAAGACCAUACAUAUGCUGUUGUUGGUCUCAACCAAGUCGGAGGCUACAAAUUAAUACAUUUACGCAAUCCAUGGGGCCGCAUGGAUGACUGGAAUGGCAAUUUUUCAGCCAUGUCCGAUAAAUGGGCGAUUGGAUUUAAGCGCCAAGUCGGAUACAAAGAAGGUGGCCACUUCUGGAUCAGCGAUGGCGAUUUUAACUCCUAUUUCGCUUCAAUUUCUGCCGGUAAACCAUUACUUAAAGGCUGGUAUCAACAAUCCGCCGAAAUUGAUAUAGAACCAGGCGACAACGAUGGUCGUACUCUAUUUGGCAAUGGCCCAUUUGUUGGAAAUCUCAAGCAAUUCGUUGUUACUUUCUCAGAACCAUGCAAAGUCGAAGUUCUUUUCGAAGAAAUUUGCGAAACUCAUCACAGCCAUGCAGUUUUCAUGGAACAAAACGAGUCAACCAAGGUCAGCCAAGCCGGAAAAGACUAUUUCGUCAUCAAAUCUUCUGAUGAAACAAUUUCGGAUAUCUGGGAUGUCAAAGAUGUAUCACAACCAUACACAUUAGUGAUGGCACGUGAACAUACACAAGAUAAACCAGCUCAUUACUAUGUUCGCAUGAGAGCACCAUGCAAAUUUACCAUUGAACCUCUUCCUGACCCAGAUUACGAGCACAUGCACAAAGCCGAGCUCUCUGUCACUCUUUCUCCAGGUGAAAUGGACGGAAGAUAUCCUGGAAAAGGUAAAAACGUGUCAGCAAGCCAACAAUGGAAAAUUGACCUCAAAAAACCGACAAAACUUUACAUGCGUGUCAGAAAGGAGAAGUACGGAAAGGAAGACAAGAAAGGAGAUGGCGAAAAGAAGGUUGGUCCAAAGGUUGCUGUUUUCCUCGGCCACGCGAUGAAAGAUGGAAAAGUCAGCAGAAAAUUACGUGAUUAUUUCCUUGUAACAAAAAGAAUCCAUGGAUUGGCACCUUUAGAAGAAUGGUGUUGGAAAGUCACUGAUCUCAGACGCCCAUUGGUUUUCGGUGUAAGUAGAGACGUAAUGAACAAAGACCUCAAAAUCGACAUCGAAAUCUUUUGUCAAGAUCAGGAAAUAAAUCUUCAAAAAGUGACAGAAUUUGAAGAUUUACCAAAUGAUUUUGUUCAAAAAAUCGAUGGUAUUUUGAAAUCUGAUUGGACAGAUGACAGAUCUCCUUACGGAACAAUCGAAGGCCUCUCAUGUUUACAGCAAUUUAAGUUGACUGUAAAUGACAUGAAAAGAAUGUAUUUCGUGUUUAGACAUGAUGGAGAAACUAAACACAGAAUUGCCUUGCAAAAGACAUUCCAUCCAAUUGACCAUUUCGGUGUUGGCGAGGACGAGUACUUCGAAACAAACAUGAAGUACGAAAGGUUCUAUUUCGAUCCAACACCAGGUGUUUGGCAUCUUUGUGUUCAUCGCGAAAAAGAUAAAAGAAAGGACACGAAAUGGUCAUUGGAAAUUCACUGCGAAACAGAAUUUUCAAUUGAAAAAGUUCCACUUCCUGAUUACGAGAAUCUUUACUUGAACAAUUUGAAGAUCACACUUGAUUCCAAGCGUUCAAUUGGUGGUGCAGAUGGAAUCUCUCCUUUCAAGAGCGAUUUGACUCCUUUAACACAAUGGAGAGUUUUGUCACCAGUUGCACAAAGAAUCUAUGUUAUCUUGAAGAACAAGAAAGGUCCAAAUCUCCAGAUCGCAGCUUUCAUGCAAGACAACAAUGGUCAGAAAGCUAAAUGCGCGUACGAAGGAGUUAAAGACUGUUUCUACAAAUUGAAAGCUAAUUCAAGAAGUGAAUUAUUCGUUUUCGAUGUUCCUAAAAUGGAAUUACCAUGGUCACUUUGUGUUACAAGAUUAACGAAACACCAGUCUUCAACAAAGAUUUCUCUUUCUUUGUACACAGAAUAUCCUAUUUCAAUCACACAAAUCGAUGACCACAUUGAUGAUUACGAUUCAAGUUCAUCUAGCUCUAGUUCUAGUUCUGACAAGAUGCAUAAGAAACAAAGGAGAGAUUCAAGUUCAAGUACAAGCACAGUUAAAGAAGAAAAUGAUUUCGUUGAAGGUUACCAUGAAUCCGAAGAUUAUCCACUCGAUGACUACAAGAAAGACAGAGUUUUCAUCGAACAAACAAGAAACGAAGUCAACAAAGAGAAACCACCGAAGAAAGAAGAUGACGAAGAAGAGAAAACAAUGGUCGAAUAUCUCGAUGAAUUAUACGAGAAGAGACAAGACCAAGAAGCAAUGUGGUCAAGAGUUAAACCUCUUGAUAAACAAAAGAAAGAAUUGUCACAAAUAUCAACAGUCGGAGAUGAAUGUGAAGUUGACUCACACAAUGUUUUCACAGCUCCUCAAUUUAUUGUUACAUGUUCAUCACCAGGAACAAUGUUUAUCGAUGUAACAAAGUCAAAUGAUUCUCCUGUCACUUGUUUUGUUACUCCUACAGUUUCUACACACAGAGUUUUCUUCGCAAGAUAUUCUAAAUUGUUUGAAGGAAACGGCCAAAUGAGAAUUGACAUUGAUGACAACACUAAUCCAUUCGCAAUCGGUUUCUUCACAGAAGAAGGUAAAGAAGUCAAUGUCAAAUUCUCAGUCAAACUCGAUAAUUACUUUGACACAGAAAGUCAACAGGAACAGACGAGUAAACGAUCAGAUUACCAGAAAUACUUUGGUGAUAAAGAGAAGAUCAAAGUAUCAAGAGAUGAUAUCAAACCAGAAGCACGAAUUUAUGGUAAAUUGGAUAUGAAACAAAGUGAUGAAAUCGAAACAGUUCCAUCUAAGAAAUUCGAAGGCAAAUUGACAAAGAAAGAUUCAAGUCAUAACUGCUUCGGAUCCGGAAAUGGAUUGACUCUUUUGAAACAAGUCCAAUUGCAUUUCAAGAAAGCAACAGAAUGUGCUAUUUCUUUGUCAAAAGAAAACAAAGAAAAACACAUGAUUGCUUUACAAAAGAAGAAAGGAAGGAUUGCCCAUUUCGUCACAAAUCUUGAUGAUGCAUUCUUCGAAACAACCUCCAAGAAAGACUCAUUCGGAUACAGAUUCAGUCGCGGUGACUGGACAUUGUGUGUUUUCGCUCCAGAGCUGUCAACAGAAUCCAAAUACAACUUGGAAAUUUCUUCAUACGAAGAUUUCGGUUUGGAAAAUCUCGACAGGCUGAAAGAAGACGAAUUAGAGAAGUCUGAAAUCGAAGCUAAGAUUGAUACAUUCGGCAACAUCUUCAAGAACAAAUUGACAACACUUCAGCAGUGGCAUAUCACAUCUCCAUCUAAACAGACAGCGAAGAUUGUCCUCAAGAGGAAAUCAGGACCUCCAUGCUCCAUCAUUUUCUUCAUCCAAGAUUUCGGAGGAAGGAAGAUCAUUGCAUCUCUUAAAGGAAUUCCAGAGAAGAAAUUCACAUUGGUAGAUAACGCCGAGAAAGAAGAGUUCGAUUACGAUUUCUCUAAGGAAGGAACUGUUACAUGUUUGUUCACGAGAUUACCUGCCAAAAACCUUGAAAACGACAAAGAUAAUGAUGAAGAAUCAAAAGUUGAAGUCGAAAUUUAUACAAAAGACAAACUAUUGAUCAACGAAUUUGUUGGUGACGAAUAUACUGAUGAAAUGAAAUUUCGAGAUCAAAAGUUUAUUGAUGAUUUUAAGAAUCAACAACCGAAAUAA
Trichomonas vaginalis G3 is the source of this 4365-nucleotide messenger RNA. Its product is annotated as calcium-dependent cysteine-type endopeptidase protein. Bases 1 to 4365 code for a protein of 1454 amino acids. Lineage: Eukaryota; Parabasalia; Trichomonadida; Trichomonadidae. The transcript has a single exon. The record is from RefSeq and is a predicted model, not a curated record. Gene Ontology annotation, molecular function: calcium-dependent cysteine-type endopeptidase activity. Gene Ontology annotation, biological process: proteolysis. Gene Ontology annotation, cellular component: cytoplasm.